Molecule: messenger RNA, 453 nt
Organism: Rana temporaria (common frog)
Lineage: Eukaryota; Metazoa; Chordata; Amphibia; Anura; Ranidae
Product: protein PET100 homolog, mitochondrial
Exons: 4
Coding region: 88-303 (71 amino acids)
Biological process (GO): mitochondrial respiratory chain complex IV assembly
Cellular component (GO): mitochondrion; mitochondrial inner membrane
Source: RefSeq, a predicted model, not a curated record
GGCCAGGACGUAAGGAAGAGCUCGACACACGCUGUAGCCAAUAAAGAGUGAGGAGGCGUGGCCGGACCCUGGAACGUAGUUGCAGAAAUGGGGGUCAAGCUGGAGGUUUUUAGGAUGAUGCUCUAUCUCUCAUUCCCAGUGACAAUGUUUUGGAUCUCAAAUCAACCGGAAUAUUUUGAAGAAUACAUUGUGAAGCGGAAGAGGGAGAUUUAUCCCCCAGAAAAGGAUGACGUGAAACGGCAGUUACAGGAGGCAAAAGAGGCCGCAAGACAGCGAAGAGAGAACUUGUACUCGCAGGAAUAGAAGGCGUCCAGCAGAAGGCGCUGCUCCUUCACACCUGUCCUUGUAUUGCAUUCUUCCCCCGUGUGUUUUCUACACUAUGUAAGAUUGAAUGUGGCUUCAUGUAUAGUACCAAAGUGAUCUCUUCAGUAAAGAUGUUUUUUUGUAAAUAUG